Babjeviella inositovora NRRL Y-12698 is the source of this 1415-nucleotide messenger RNA. RefSeq names its product glucose-induced degradation complex subunit. Lineage: Eukaryota; Fungi; Ascomycota; Pichiomycetes; Serinales. The transcript has a single exon. The record is from RefSeq and is a predicted model, not a curated record. Bases 178 to 1200 code for a protein of 340 amino acids. Gene Ontology annotation, biological process: protein catabolic process in the vacuole; proteasome-mediated ubiquitin-dependent protein catabolic process; negative regulation of gluconeogenesis. Gene Ontology annotation, cellular component: GID complex; extrinsic component of membrane.
CGCGCAUAGAGUCAUAAUGCGCCCAGCAAGCAUUUCUUUUUCUGUGCAUUUUCAGAGAAAGUCCGAAUCAUAAAACCCUUGACAGAUCCUCAUUUUGCUACCUCAUUUAUCUGCUUCCAUCUCUUCCUAGACAUAUACCCAAAGCUUCCUUACUCGCAGCAAAACCAAAGCUAUCUAAUGCCAACACCGUCUGCCACCCAUGCCAUCCACAUUCCGGAGGUUGAUCCCUGGAAGCUACAGGGCAUCGCCGCCUCCCAUGACGAGAUCGCACCGAGAUCUGAGAUGAGCUACGCCGCUACCGAAGGCUCCUCGGUGUCGUCUUCAUACGAUCACUCGUAUUUGGCCUCCCUCACCCCGUCUAUCUCGCGCCUGUCAUUAUCCUCCGUGCUGGACAACGAAAAUACCAAUCUUGAGACCAAAAUCCCCUUUCUCCAGGCAGCCGCUGAGCCCUCCACAUUUUUCGGCCAGGCGCAACUGCACCAAAAUGCAUCGUGGAUAAAGUACCAGCCCAUUUUGCCAGACGCUGGCUAUAUGCUCCGUCCGGCACGCCAGGCAUCAAAUACCAGCUUCCUCAAGGCUAACUCUACCUUUAUGGGCUCACAGCAGUCUCGCCAAUCUGCCUACGAAGUUUCGGUCCUGUUCAAACAGGUGGAUCUCUCGCAAAACUGUUUGUCCGGAUAUCUCUCUAUUUCGGGCUUGACCGAAGGGUACCCUGAGAUCAUAACCUACUUUGAAGCAGAAAUCAUCGGAUGCCGCACCAACGAGAGAGAGGCGCCGGUUUCCUUUCUCACUAACAGGCACGAGGAGUGGGGCUCCUCCGACCGAGUGGACAUCCAACACUGGUUGAAGUUCCCGUCCUUUAUGAACUUGAUCCAGUCCCACUUUGACGUGGACAUUGACACCAGCGGAGAAUCCGUGACCCCCGAGAUGAUCACUCAGUUGGUUGAGAGGAUGUCUGCGGGAGAUAUCUUUGACGAAAAUAUCAUCUACAUGAGGUGGAAGGAGAAGUUCUUGGUACCGGAUGCCAAGAUUACCGAUAUUACGGGUGCUUCCUUCUCCGGCUUUUACUACGUUUGCUUUGACCAGAGAAACGGAAGUAUUUCUGGGUUGUACUUCCACAAGACUACCGAUAGCUUCCAGCAGUUGGAAUUGAGUCACAUUCCAGACAGGGGUGUAGGUGGCUCUUAUGUUAUCAUGUAAUUACUCUCUGGAUGGUUUGUCUCGGUUCAUUUUCAGUGGUUGCACUGACGGUUUUCUUUUCUUAAUAUUUGCUUGGUUACAGUCCGCGGUUGGACUUGUAUUUUCUGAUUUUCCCUACCCUGUAUGUACAUGUGUCUUUUCCCAGUGUUAUAAAUAAAACGAAAGUAUUGAUAUACAGUUAAUCACCGCUAAAGACUACAUGUAGCAGUUUCGUG